AUGAGCCACUCGAGUAUGAGUCCAGAUAGUGGGAAGAAGGACCCCAACAUCGGACAAAGUGUAGAGGCAGACGAAAAGUCAAUUCAGGUUAUGCCCGAAGAGAACAGAGAAGUCUUUGAUUCGUCAGAGUUCCGUGCUCUGGGAUGGGUCAAAACCACCAUCAUUUUGAUGAAGCUCUGCUUCGCGACCGGAGUUCUCACCAUUCCAUCUGCUUUUAGCGUUGUUGGAUAUGGCCCUGGUAUCAUACUACUGGUGUUCUGGGGCGCUUUAACAACAUACUAUGCAUACAUCAUGUAUGCAUUCCGCAUGAAGUACCCAGGUGUCCAUAACAUCGCCGAUGCUGCCGCGGUAGUUGGCGGACCGAUUGCUCGUGAGAUUGCUGGAGCUCUAUUUCUUCUUACCUGGGUAUUAUCUUCUGGUUCAGGUUUUAUUGGUCUAGCACAAGGUUUCAAGACAUUAGCCGAUGGUAAAGUCUGCACGGUCGUCUGGACCAUGAUUGCCGCCCUCUUAACUGCAGUAGCAGCAAGUAUCCCAACAUUAGGUAAGCUUGCUAUACUGACUUGGAUCGGAUUUGCGUCCAUCUUUACCGCUGUGUUUGUUGUCGUUGUCGGUGUUUCGCAAGUCGAUCGGCCAGCUGCUGCCCCGCAAACUGGACCUUUUAACAUGGAGGUCAUUUCCGUCGCUCAUCCUGGAUUCGUUGCCGGUCUCACUGCUGCUAUCAACCUUUUUGCUGGCUACGCUUCGACUCCCACUUUCAUGCCCGUCAUCGCUGAGAUGAGAGUCCCAAGCUCAUUCCCUAGAGCUUUGUUCUCCUCUCAGGCUUUUCUUAUGGCAUGUUAUGUCUCCUUUGGCAUGGUCGUAUACUACUUCUGUGGUCAAUAUGUUGCUAGCCCUUCAUUGGGCAGCGCUGGUGGCACGGUCGAAAAGAUUGCCUACGGGAUUUCUAUUCCAGGCUUUAUCAUGACCUCCACUCUUUGGGUACAUUUAGCAGCAAAAUUUCUUCUCGUGCGUAUCCUGCGGAACUCUGAGCAUCUCCAAAAACAUAGCAUUAUUCACUGGGUGACUUGGCUUGGCUCUACUUUGGGUAUUUCGGCAGUUGCUUUCAUUACUGCUGAAGCUAUUCCUUUCUUCAGUUACUUGAUUGGUCUAAUUGCAUCAGCUUGUUGUGCCCCAACAUGUUUCAUCUUCCCCGCUUUGAUGGCCCUUUACAUGGACCGAGGAAAUCACAGGUCGUCUAAAGGCAAGAUUGUACUUUGUGGGUUGCAUAUCUUCACACUGCUUUUAGGUGCUUUUAUUACUGUUUCUGGCACGUAUACUAGUAUCCAGAGUAUCAUUGACGCCUACGCCAAUGGUGUUGUUGGAGGAGCUUUUACAUGUGCUUAG
Messenger RNA from Fusarium mangiferae, 1383 nucleotides. RefSeq lists its product as uncharacterized. Gene Ontology annotation, biological process: amino acid transmembrane transport. The transcript has 10 exons. Gene Ontology annotation, cellular component: vacuolar membrane. The coding region runs from base 1 to 1383 and encodes 460 amino acids. The record is from RefSeq and is a predicted model, not a curated record. Lineage: Eukaryota; Fungi; Ascomycota; Sordariomycetes; Hypocreales; Nectriaceae. Gene Ontology annotation, molecular function: amino acid transmembrane transporter activity.